UUUUAAGACGAGAUAACUGUAAAUUCUUAUGUAAAAGAGAGGUUUGAGAUAAGGUAAACGGAAUCCUCGCACGUAUUGGGAAGCCCAAUAAACUGUUAAUUCUAGGUAAUCGCCAAAAACCCAUUACUACAACGUAUAAUUUUAUUUUGUCUUACUAAAGGAUAUUUUAUUAUUAUCUUAUCAAUCUCGUUAAAGAUUUGAUUGGAUACAUCCAUCUACAGAUUUUAAAAAUUAUAUUUUAAUUAUAGAAAUAUCAAAUUGUAGUUUACGACAAAUGGAAGAGUCUAUUCCUAAACCCGCUGAGAAUAACAAUCAAAUUAAUAGUAAUUCGGCCGAAGAAGAAAAUCCUCUGGCCUUCAUUUCAAGUGAUUAUUUUCUCGGUUCGGAGCCUGAGCUUGCAUCAGAAAAUAGAAAGAGAAAACGAAAACGCAGAAGUCGUUCUCUUGAAAAAGCAAAUAAAUUAGCAAAAAAUGAAUCAAGUGUCAAAGUAAAAAAGACUAGACCAAAUUAUUUUCUAUCCGUUCGUCUUAAUUCUAAAGGAAUACAAGAAAAAUUUAAUGAAUUUUUUAAUUAUGUGUCUAAAAAAUUCCCGGAAUAUAACAAAAUGCUUAUAAAUCCUCAACAGAUACAUAUUACGCUCUUUGUACUUCAUCUAGGAAAUGAAGAUAGUAUCGGAAAUGCAAAGAAUUGUCUAUUAACUAGCAAAGAUAUCAUGAAAGACUCUUGUCCAAAUUACAAGCCGUCUCUUCAUUUCCAAGGAAUCGAUGUAUUUAAUGGAGGUCGAGUAGUAUAUACUACACCAAAGAAUAACGAUGAUUUGGUUGCCUUUACAAAACUUACAUAUGCUCUUCAUGAAAAAUUUCAACGAGAAGGCUUCGUAAACAAUGAUAUAAAAAAAGAAUUUAAACCUCAUGUGACACUUAUGAAGUUGAGAAGGAAGACAAUAAUCAAGCAUAAUGAUGGGAAAAAGAAAGAGGUCAUUAAACGCAUUUUACCUGAAGUUUAUGAACAUUUUAAAGAAAGCGUGGAAUUGUCUUCAAUGCUUUUACCCAAAGGUGACGAUGGAUAUUACGCUAGGUUAGGAAAUAUAGAAUUUUAAAUAUAUAUCAGGUAUUCUUACUUCCGACCACGUGUAAGCCCAAUUCGAUUUGUUUUGAUUAAGCCAGUGUUUUUUAUUAAAAAUAUUUUAUUAUUUAAUGUUAAAUAAUCUUGUAAUUUAAUAAAAAAUAAAAAAUUAGUAUUAUAAAUUUUUUAAUCUUUGGAAUUUUUAGAAUUGGAAUCCUUGCUCAUUUACGUAAGAUAAUUAAUUUGAAACAGUUACAAUACCU
This is a messenger RNA of Rhizophagus irregularis DAOM 181602=DAOM 197198, 1328 nucleotides long. Lineage: Eukaryota; Fungi; Glomeromycota; Glomeromycetes; Glomerales; Glomeraceae. The record is from RefSeq and is a predicted model, not a curated record.